AUGCUGCGCAUGCGCCGUCAGCAGUGGCGGCGAGGGCGACUGAAUUGUUUUCACAACGACAGUGUCACGGAGGAGUCACACUGGGGUGACACGGGGACUAUUGCUCUUGGCCUUGAGGGACGCUCGCUGGGCCGGAUGGAGUCCGUCUGUAUCAUCACCCUUGCCACCUACUCCGCGGUGUACACUAUCGACGUCGUCAUGCUUGGUGCAGAAGCGCUGCGAGUCGGAUCGCCCUUGAAGCGUGUACUCGAGUUGCGUGAGAUUAUGAAGUUGAUGUUUGACGUCCGCUCCGACUGCGACGCACUCUUUUUUACUUUAUUGUAUGCUCUUGCAGGCCGUGUGCGACUGGAAGGUCUCCUCGUGCUUUCCGCUCUUCUCGACGUCGUGGCAACUCCAUGGCAUGAAAGGCGUUUUUCUCACCUGGGGACUCUUCAUGAUGAGGACACCGGUCGUCUCCUCUUCAAUCCGUGCUGUGGCGGUAGUUUCGACCAGUGGAGGAGCGUCCUCCUCGAAGAUAUUCUCGUGCAGUACUGUGGUGUCGAUGUCACAUACUUCUUCCUCGCUCAACUGACGCUGUGGGACUACGUCGAGCAGGGCUGUCGACUCGGCGGAGCUAAGUUGGCCUCCGUCUGCGCAGGGAACUUUCACAGCUGCUCUGUGGGCAACUCACUACGCGACUUUGACGUGGUAUGA
Messenger RNA from Leishmania braziliensis MHOM/BR/75/M2904, 693 nucleotides. The record is from the annotation of a RefSeq genome assembly. NCBI's taxonomy places the organism in Eukaryota, Euglenozoa, Kinetoplastea, Trypanosomatida, Trypanosomatidae.